AUGUCUGAAGAAUUCAGCGACGAUUUGUCUGAUCCAACGCCGUCGCCGUCGCCGGUGCCCUCGCCCUCCAAGCCAACGAAUGCACGGCGCGGGACAGCAGGCACAACAGGCGCAGGACGAGGAAAACCAUCGAGUUCAGCGAGCAACUCACGCCCAGCAGCGCUGACGCAUCGCAAGUCCACAUCUGCUGCCUCUGCCGCUGCUGCGCAGACGACGACGCAUUCCCGCACGCAUUCGCUUGCUAAUUCAUCUAAUUCUCACUCUAAAAAGACGUCGAAGAAGAAAGCAAACGCGGCGAGUGGGAGCAGCAGUAGCAACAAGCUCCAUUCAAACAGUCCAGCCGACGACGAAGACGGGUCAGAGCUCAGUCCCGUGCCGUCAGAAGAAGAAAAGGAGGAGGAAGAGGAGGAAGAGGAAGAGAGAAGACGACGAGCAUGGUGGAUUUGCCAGCAACACUAG
Messenger RNA from Serendipita indica DSM 11827, 459 nucleotides. NCBI's taxonomy places the organism in Eukaryota, Fungi, Basidiomycota, Agaricomycetes, Sebacinales, Serendipitaceae. The record is from the annotation of a GenBank genome assembly.